CUUGCUCGCAUUAUCACUCGCAUCCAGGCCCAAUCCCGAGGCCUACUCAUGCGGAUUGAGUUCAAGAAGAUCGUUGAGCGCAGGGAUGCCUUGCUGGUGAUUCAGUGGAACAUCCGGGCCUUCAUGGGUGUGAAGAACUGGCCCUGGAUGAAGCUGUACUUCAAGAUCAAGCCGCUGCUGAAGUCAGCGGAGAACGAGAAGGAAAUGGCCAACCUGAAGGAGGAGUUCCUCAAGCUGAAGGAGGCGCUGGAGAAGUCCGAGAGCCGGCGGAAAGAGCUGGAAGAGAAGACGGUGUCUCUGCUGCAGGAGAAGAACGAUCUGCUCCUCCAGGUCCAGACGGAACAAGACAACCUCACCGACGCAGAAGAACGAUGUGACCAGCUGAUCAAGAACAAGAUCGGGCUGGAGGCCAAGGUGAAGGAGCUGACCGAGAGGCUGGACGACGAGGAGGAGAUGAGCGCCGAGCUGACGGCCAAGAAGCGGAAACUGGAGGACGAGUGCGCGGAACUGAAGAAGGACAUCGACGACCUGGAGCUGACCCUGGCCAAGGUGGAGAAGGAGAAGCACGCCACCGAGAACAAGGUGAAGAACCUGACGGAGGAGAUGGCCGGACUGGACGAGAUCAUCGCCAAGCUGACCAAGGAGAAGAAAGCUCUGCAGGAAUCCCACCAGCAAACCCUGGACGACCUUCAGGGAGAGGAGGACAAGGUCAACAGUCUGUCGAAGGCCAAAGCCAAACUGGAGCAGCAAGUGGACGACCUGGAAGGAUCCUUGGAGCAAGAGAAGAAGGUGAGAAUGGACUUGGAACGAGCCAAGAGGAAAUUGGAGGGAGACCUCAAACUGUCCCAGGAGAACGUCAUGGACCUGGAGAAUGACAAGCAACAGGUGGAGGAGAAACUGAAAAAGAAGGAGUUUGAAAUCAGCCAUCUCAACAGUAAGAUUGAGGAUGAGCAGGCCUUGAGUAUUCAACUGCAGAAGAAGCUCAAAGAACUCCAGGCACGGAUCGAGGAGCUGGAGGAGGAGCUGGAAGCUGAGCGUACGGCCCGGGCCAAGAUUGAGAAGCAACGCUCGGAGUUGUCCCGCGAGCUGGAGGAGAUCAGCGAGCGGCUGGAGGAGGCGGGCGGGGCCACCUCGGCCCAGCUGGAGAUGAACAAGAAGCGGGAGGCCGAGUUCCUGAAGCUGCGCCGCGACUUUGAGGAGGCGACCCUGCAGCACGAGGCCACCUCCUCCGCCAUGCGGAAGAAACACUCGGACUCGGCGGCAGAGCUGGGCGAGCAGAUCGACAACCUGCAGCGGGUCAAGCAGAAGCUGGAGAAGGAGAAGAGCGAGCUCAAGCUGGAGCUGGACGAUGUGUCCUCCAGCAUGGAGCAGGUCAUCAAGGUGAAGGUGAACCUAGAGAAGACUUGCCGGACUCUGGAGGACCAGAUGAACGACUACCGGACUCGAUCCGAGGAGGGCCAGAGGGCCAUCAACGACUUCACCACCAACAAGGCCAAACUCCAGACUGAAAAUGGCGAGCUGGUCAGGCAGUUGGAGGAGAAGGAGGCGCUGAUCUCCCAGUUGACCCGAGGGAAACUCUCCUACACGCAGCAGAUCGACGACCUCAAGAGGCAGCUGGAGGAGGAAGUGAAGGCCAAGAAUGCCCUGGCCCACAGUCUGCAGUCAGCUCGCCAUGACUCUGACCUCCUCCGUGAGCAGUACGAGGAGGAGCAGGAAGCCAAGGGUGAGUUGCAGCGCACCCUCUCCAAGGCCAACUCCGAGGUGGCUGGAUGGAGGACCAAGUACGAGACCGACGCCAUCCAACGCACUGAGGAGCUGGAGGAGGCCAAGAAGAAGCUGGCACAGCGGCUGCAGGAGGCAGAGGAGCAAGUGGAAGCAGUGAACGCCAAGUGCUCCUCGCUGGAGAAGACCAAACACCGGCUCCAGAACGAGAUCGAGGACCUGAUGAUCGAUGUGGAGAGGUCGAACGCGGCUGCAGCUGUGCUGGACAAGAAGCAGCGCAACUUUGACAAGGUUCUCUCAGACUGGAAACAGAAAUACGAGGAGUCACAGAGUGAGUUGGAGGCGGCUCAGAAAGACACUCGCUCACUCAGCACGGAGCUUUUCAAGCUAAAGAAUGCUUAUGAGGAAUCCCUCGACCAACUCGAGACCCUCAAGAGGGAGAACAAGAUCCUCCAAGAGGAGAUUUCCGACUUAACAGAGCAGCUAGCAGAAGGUGGGAAGAGCAUCCAUGAGCUGGAAAAGGCCAGAAAACAGCUGGAACAGGAGAAGCAGGAUCUACAGACGGCUCUGGAGGAGGCUGAGGCUACCCUAGAGCACGAGGAGGGUAAGAUUUUGAGGGCGCAGUUGGAGUACAGCCAGAUCAAGGCCGAGAUGGAGCGGAAGUUGGCAGAGAAGGAUGAAGAGAUGGAGCAGUGCAAGCGGAACCAGCAGCGGGUAGUGGACUCGCUCCAGACCUCCCUCGAGUCCGAGACCCGGAGCCGAAACGAGGCACUGAGGGUCAAGAAGAAGAUGGAGGGUGACCUGAACGAGAUGGAGGUGCAGCUGAACUUGGCCAAUCGGCAGGCGAGCGAGGCCCACCGACUCUUAAAGACCCUCCAGGGCAACCUGAAGGACACGCAACUGCAGCUGGAUGAUGCCCUCAGGGGCAACGAUGACCUGAAAGAGAACAUCGCCAUCGUAGAGAGGCGGAACAACCUCCUGCAGUCCGAGCUGGAGGAGCUGAGGGCAGUCAUCGACCAGACGGAGCGUGCUCGGAAGCUGGCUGAGACAGAGCUGAUCGAGAGCACUGAGCGGGUCCAACUCCUCCACUCCCAGAACACCAGCCUCAUCAACCAGAAAAAGAAACUGGAGAGCGACACCAACCAGCUCCAAUCGGAGGUGGAAGACACCAUUCAGGAGUGUCGGAACGCGGAGGAGAAAGCCAAGAAAGCCAUCACUGACGCGGCAAUGAUGGCGGAGGAACUCAAGAAGGAGCAGGACACCAGCGCGCACCUGGAGAGAAUGAAAAAGAACAUGGAGCAGACCAUCAAGGACCUGCAGCUCCGGCUGAACGAGGCUGAGCAGAUCGCCAUGAAGGGCGGCAAGAAACAGAUCCAGAAACUGGAGGCCAGGGUUCGGGACUUGGAGAACGAACUGGAAGCAGAGCAGCGGCGAUGCACUGAGGCCGUGAAGGGAGCUCGCAAGUACGAGAGGAGGAUCAAGGAGCUGACCUACCAGACGGAGGAAGACAGAAAGAACAACCUGCACCUCCAGGACCUGGUCGAUAAGCUCCAGUUGAAAGUCAAAGCUUACAAGAGGUCAUCUGAAGAGGCGGAGGAACAGUCCAACGCCAACCUGGUGAAGUUCCGCAAACUACAGCAUGAACUGGACGAGGCAGAGGAGAGAGCAGACAUCGCAGAGAGUCAGGUCAACAAACUGAGAACCAAGACCAGGGAGGUGUCCACCAAGAAGCUCUUGGCUGAGGAAUGAAUUCCUAUCCGUGGGUGACUGAACGCUGAUUGACUGGAACAUUCUCUGUAUAAUUUCUUGCUGAUUAAAGUCUAUUUGCAGUGAAA
Messenger RNA from Carcharodon carcharias (great white shark), 3557 nucleotides. Its product is annotated as myosin-6-like. Gene Ontology annotation, cellular component: myosin complex. Bases 49 to 3471 code for a protein of 1140 amino acids. NCBI's taxonomy places the organism in Eukaryota, Metazoa, Chordata, Chondrichthyes, Lamniformes, Lamnidae. The transcript is spliced from 22 exons. The record is from RefSeq and is a predicted model, not a curated record.